Cephus cinctus (wheat stem sawfly) is the source of this 909-nucleotide messenger RNA. RefSeq lists its product as uncharacterized. The coding region runs from base 313 to 870 and encodes 185 amino acids. Lineage: Eukaryota; Metazoa; Arthropoda; Insecta; Hymenoptera; Cephidae. The record is from RefSeq and is a predicted model, not a curated record. The transcript is spliced from 3 exons.
GCAAAAUGUCCGGCCCUGCUGUUCGAACGUUUUGCCAGUGGUGAAGACCUUGAUCUCGAACGACGAAUUUACCUGGGUCACCAUUAGCCCCAGGCUAGAAAUUACUAGAGGACAGCCAACGUCGGAAGCAUUUGGAGAACCUGCCGACGUCUCAUAGCUCUCCGGACUCUCUAAGAAUUCGGAAUUAUUCGCUGAGCCUUCCGUCGAAGCACAUCCCUCAAUCCUGUUGUCCUUGUGCACGUGUCAAUUUUAAAAAAUUUCGAAAAAUUAAUAAUACGACGCUUCUGCAUACUUUAUCUGAAGAGGAAGUGUAUGGUGUUACAAAUGACGAGAAUAUUUGGCUUCCUCGUUGUUACAUUAUUGUUGAGCGGCACCGUUGACUUGCAUCCCCAGUACCGUUUAAAAGGUUCGGAGGAUGGAUAUAUACUCCGAAGUUGUACGGCGAGUGCGCAAUUGACUAGAAAACACAGAAAUAAGGAAAUUCCAGGGUUCAACGUUCCUAGUAUUAAUAGUAAUGACUUGAAAGAUUCUCACGUUUUGCCUACUCAGCCCCCGGAACUAUCAAAGGAUCGAUCUAGAAUUAUAAAGAUCAAUACGAUUCCUAUGUCUUAUGAGACACGACAUAAAUUAAAAUUGUCUGGUAAUAAACAAUAUGAUCACACAAAUGGGGAAGCGCAAAUAAAAAUUAAACGGUUGAACGAUAAAUUCACGACGGAUACUCCGCUUAAAACCGUGCGAGUAGAAGCAAUUCGGAAGAAUGGGCCGCUAUUGUUUAAAAAAAAGGAUCCACUUCCGGAACUUCCGCACAAUGUUUCUAAUGGUGAGGUAAAGAUGGAUGCAGCCGUUUUUGUCAUUAAACCGCCAGCAUAAGUUUGUUUUAUAUACAAAUUUUAUUCUUGAAUCUCAUUA